This is a messenger RNA of Lycium ferocissimum, 1569 nucleotides long. RefSeq names its product cytochrome P450 94A1-like. Lineage: Eukaryota; Viridiplantae; Streptophyta; Magnoliopsida; Solanales; Solanaceae. Bases 1 to 1569 code for a protein of 522 amino acids. The record is from RefSeq and is a predicted model, not a curated record. Gene Ontology annotation, molecular function: heme binding; monooxygenase activity; iron ion binding. The transcript has a single exon.
AUGGCAGAUCAAUAUCUUUUGAAUUUCUAUUGGGUGUUUUUGUUAUCAGCAGCUUUGCUUCUCUAUUUUUUGGUUAACCUUGGCUCAUACUCGAGUAAUAAGUCUGAUAAUUACAAUACUAAUAUCCUUCCGAGACCAUAUCCAUUGUUAGGUCAUGUUGUGGGAAUCCUAAGAAAUCGACAUUGCAUGAUUCAAUGGACAGCUGAGCUAUUGCUUGUUUCAACUACUAAUUAUAAAACCAAAUUCCUUCAUUUCCCUCUAAGGCGCCACCCUCACAUUCUCACUGCUAACCCUGCCAACGUCCAACACAUUCUCAAGACUCGCUUUGAUAUCUACCAGAAAACCAAAAACUUUCGUGCCGCUCAUCAGGACUUGUUCCAAGACAACCUUUUCCUAUCAGAGGGUGGCCAACAACGUUGGAAAAAACUUAGACAGUUGUUCGGCCACCGAGUUAAUUCAAGAUCAUUUCUUAAGUUUGCCAUGCUAGUCACUAACAAUGAAGUAUCCAAUCGUCUCCUUCCUUUUCUCAUCUCCAAUACGGGUGCCCUUGUAGAUCUUAAUGACAUCCUACGCAGAUUCACAUACGACGUUGUAUUUCGAAUGGUACUUGGCCACGACCUGGCCUAUUUAUCUACUAGUAACAGUAAUAAUUUGUUCCCACAGACCAAAUUCGCUGACUCUUUCGAGGCUGCAAAAGAACUCAGCUGGAUGAGGUUAUUUUCUGUAACAUGGAAAGCCAAACGGUUUCUCAAUAUGGGCUCUGAAAAGAGACUCCAACUUGAAAUCUCCGAAAUGAGAGAAUUUCUUAGACAAAUAAUAAGCAGGAAGAAUGAAGCUGCUCGACGAGUACUGCUUGAUCAAAACAUUAAUUAUGAUAAUGAUGAUUUCAUAUCUGGAUUAUUAUUAAUGAGUAGUAAUAAUAAUAACGAUCAGCGGGAUGACGAUGAUGAUGAUGAGGAGGAGAUCCUUAUCGGUGCCUCCAUAAAUCUCAUUCUGGCAGGCGUGGAGACCCUUCUAGCAGCUUUAAAAUGGUUUUUCUUGUCAGUUUCAAAGAACCCAAACGUGGAAGAUAAGAUUGUUAAAGAAGUCAAAGAUGAGAAAAAGGAUAUUAGGGAUAUGAUUUAUACCCAUGCUUCAAUUUUUGAAAGCAUGAGACUUUACCCUCCAGUCCCUCUAGGUGGACUGGAAGCUACACAAGACGAUGUAUUGCCUGAUGGUACAAAUGUGAACAUGGGGACUACUGUUAUCUUUCAUACUUACGCAAUGGGGAGGUCACCGGAAUUGUGGGGUUCCGAUUGGCCGGAUUUCCGUCCUGAGAGGUGGCUCAAGAGAAGUGAAGAAAAUCAUGAGACUUUCUUGGCUAGAGACUCUUACACAUAUCCAGUGUUCCAUGGAGGUCCAAGAAUUUGUUUGGGAAAAGAGAUUGCGUUGGCGCAAAUGAAAACUGUCGUCGCCGCUGUCUUACGCCGGUUUCAUUUUGUGCCGGCCAUGGAGGAAAAAGAUUAUGAACUUCUUUACUCGUCUCCGUCCAGUAAUGGCUUUCUUGUAAAAGUUGUACAUCGUAAAUAA